Pieris macdunnoughi is the source of this 2562-nucleotide messenger RNA. NCBI's taxonomy places the organism in Eukaryota, Metazoa, Arthropoda, Insecta, Lepidoptera, Pieridae. The record is from the annotation of a GenBank genome assembly.
AUGGAUUUACCUGAUGAGGAAGAGGCGUUUGGCGCGGCCAUCAUUAUUGGCUCGGAAACUACAGAAGCCGAAAGGGAAUAUGAAAAAGUCCUAGAACAAAUGCGAGAAUCGGAAGGUCUUAAGCUGUACAGCGAUGUGUAUACUAAGCUGUAUGAUUCCUACUUCAAACUCAAAGGAGAGAACACUGCUCACCAGGAGAAAAUUGCAUAUCUCAUGGACAAAGUGGGCCGAUACGACGGUAUAAUUGCUAAUUAUCUCAACGAAAUAUCGGAUACAAAUAAAACUGUUGAUAAACUUCGAGCUGAAAUUGAGGAAGCCCGCGCACUAGCUGACGCAAUGCAUGCUCGCGAGUUGAAAAGCGUAGAGACUUUGGAGACUAUGAAGAAGACCAUCGCUCGCUUGGAGAAGGAGCUGGAUGCAAGGAAACGUGCUGGUGAUGAUGAUGCAGGCGCAACUUCAGCCGUGAAGGAGAAAGAGAAGUUUGAGAAAGAAAAAGCGCGACUCCAGGGUGAGCUGGAUGGUGCCAAACUGAGGCUGACGAAUGCUCUUAACUUCAUUGAAGAGCUAGAGCAAAGGAAUACAGCUGCGGAGGAGAACAUCUCCAAGUUGGAAGAACAACUUGAGGAAGCUGAUAACAAUGCGGUGAGACAAAAUCGACUGGUGGAUCACUUGAAAGGUGAAAGUGAUACACUCAAAUGUGAAGUGGAUAAUAGAGGAAAAGAGAUCUCCGGUCUUAAAGAUAAAUUGUCUAAAGCAGAAAAAACAAUUAAUCGUCGAGAUAAACAACUGAAGGAUAUGACGCGUAAAUUAGAAUUAGCCCAACAAGAGCAAGAAGCAGCUUCAAAUAAGGCAGCUCAGUUGAGAGAGCAACUUGAUUUUACAAAUGCCGAGUUUGAUAAAACAAAACAGAUUCUAACUAACACUGCUAAGGAACUUAAGAAUGCGACAGAUGAUGGCAACCGUCUCCGAAACGAAGUGUCAAAACUAACAAAGCAAAGUGUUCAGCAAACAAAGAAAUAUCAACUCCUAGAACAAGCUAAAGCUGGCGUCGAAGGCGAUCGUGAGAAUCUAAGGCAGCAAGUGAGCGUAAUGGAAAGAGAAAUAAUGCUAAACAAGAAACAAGCUGAAGCUGACCGGAGGGAGAUUGAGAAUUUAAACAGAGAGAAAGAGAUAUUUAAUAAAAACAUGCAGAAAAUUCAGAACGAAGCCAUGGAGAAUCUGCUAGUCAUAAGCCGACAAGAACAGCGAAGGAAGCAGCUGGAACACGAGUUAGAAGUCAGCGCAUCGCAGCUUAAUAAGCAACGGCUCGUAAUACGACAGCUGGAAAAGGAUAAGGACAGAAUGCUUGAAGAAACUAUUGCCUUGAAUGAAAGAAUUGAUGAAAUUUCAGAGGAGGUACGACUCCGCACAGCAGAUAUAUUGGAUCUUAAAAAAGCACUUCGAGAUGAAACCAUAAAGGGUCGAAAACUCUCUGUAGCCCUUGAUGCAACCAGAGCUGAGAGGAACAUGUUGCAUAAGAAUUAUACAGAGGCACAGGAUGAGAUUCAGGAUUUGAAGCAGAAACUUAAGAUGUUAGCUUACCAAAUUGAACAGCUAAAAGAGGACAUAAGCGGCAAAGAAAGUGGUCUUAAAUCAUGUGAAGGGACUCUAGUGAAGUGUAAUAAGAAGAAUGAUCAGUUGAGGGCUGAGGUGCAGGCAGGACUCGUUAAAUUAUCGGAGGCGAAAGCAGAAAUCACUGCCUCAAGACAGGAAGAAGCCAGACUUAAUAGAAUCUUACAGGAAAGUGACACAGCCCGUGCAAAACUGAUGAAGGAGCUAGAAGGUCUUGUCAAUGAGAGAGACGUGGUCGGAGCCCAACUGGUUCGGAGAAAUGAUGAAAUAUCACUACUUUACGAAAAGAUACGGAUUUUGGAAGUUACUUUACAUAGAGGCGAGCGUCAAUAUGAGCAAAGGGUUGAAGAUAUUCGCCUUCUACGUCUGGAGAUAAUUCGCCUUCGCAAAGAAAAAAACCUCCUCUCAAAGGGCAUUGAAAAUAUGACGGAUUUGAGGCUAGAGGUUUUCAAUUUGGAACGUGAGCUCGGUCGUGAAAGAUUGCGAGUUCGGGCUCUCGAAGAAGCAUUGGAGACUCCGCUCAAUGUCCAUCGGUGGAGGAAAUUGCAAGGCACAGACCCAGAGAGCGUUCAUCUCACUCAGAAACUUAGGCUCACCCAGAAGAAGGUGUUGGCUCAAAGUGAAAUGCUGGUGGCUAAGGAUCGUGAGCUGAAGGAGACAAGGAAUUUGUACGGUGCCGUUAAAGACAUGCUUGCAUUACAACCUAGCCCUGAAAUACAGCAAACCUUGAAUAGAACGCAGCGCGCCCUAGCUCAACGGACUUCCAAAAUGAAGUGUCUUAUAGCGGAACUAAGUAUGCGUGAGAAACAAGUAGCAGACCUACGUUUAGAACUGGACAAAGUGAAUGAAGAUUUGAAUAACUUCAAGCAAAAGUACUAUGAAAUGAAAAGGGCGUUAGAUGCUGAUGAAGCGAGGCGACUCAGAGUUCCAACACCAGCCACACCUGUCUGA